UCAGGACUUCUCACGCGACAGAAGAGGGAGACAGGACGAAACCAAAGGGCAAACGAGAGAGCGAGACGGCGACAGUUUCCUGCUGACAGCAUCAAGACGCCGCGCCGAUUCCGUAAAAAUCGUGAUUUUCCCGUAGAUUUCCGAUGAGAAUGGAAAAUCAGGAAGAAAUAUUGCUCCUGCUGGAACGCUUCACGAAAUCGAAGCAAAAAGACAUCCCCCGGGAGCUCGAGGACUAUCUGAACUUUGUGGCCCGCACAGGCGACACGGUCUACCGCUGGGUGCUAGUGAAGCCGCUGUUCCGAGAAAAAUUGGUCAACGUCAUUACGGAUUUCCAUGACAACACGCCGAGUAUCGCAGAUCUUCCACCAUGUCCCAACGUCGACCCGUUCAACUACGAACGCAUGAAGCGGGCGCUUCUGGAGCGCUUGGAUUCCUUCAACUCGGCCCCCUUCACGGUGCAGCGUAUUUGCGAGCUGUUGACGGAACCGCGCAAACAGUACACACGGAUCGACAAGUUUAUGCGCGCGGUCGAGAAAAAUAUUCUGGUGGUCAGUACGCAAGAACCGGGACGAGGAAGAAGCGACAGCGAGAACGGAGAUUCGCUGGAUUCGAUUGUGAAUGGCGAUCUAGAGGUGAACGUGGAUAUCGAGAUGGACAAUGAGCAUUUCCAUCUGGAGGCGGACGCACUGCUGCCAGACUCGAGUGAUGCUGUGGGGGGUCUGCACAACGCAUUGGCUGAGGCAAGCCAUCAUCCUGCAUCUGACCGUGGGGACCACGAGCUAAACGGAACCGGAUCGUUCAUGACCGAGAACAAUCAGUUCAUCCGCAGUGAAACGGCUGCAGUCGGUACCGGUAUAUCGGAGAAUGCUCCGAUUAUUGGUAUCGCUGCCGUUGUCGAUACAAAUGAAAAUGCCACCGAUGGAGAUAUCGCCACUCCGUUGUUGGAAUCCGCUAACGACAGCUCCUCCGUUGACAAUGACAGUGAAGCAGAACAGCCCGAUACCGGAGCAACUGAGGAAGAACCAGUGAAGUCGGAUGAAGCACUACCGGAGGAGGCACUGACUGGUGCAAAGACGGAGGAAGAGGUUAGUGCCAAGUCCGCAACGAUGACGCAGGAAACCAUAGCAACACAAGAGGAAGAUGCAACCACGACCGAAGUGACUGAACAAAGCGAAGCUACAAAAACACCAUCAGAGGAGCCAGUUGCUGAGCAAGUAGUAGGCCACGCAAAGGAGGAAGCACAGGACAGCCCUGAGCAACCACUGCAACAAUUGACAGAAGAUCCUUCACCGACUAGCAAGGUAGAUACGGAGCGCGACGAACCGCACAGUGACGCACAACACGCACAGCAGAGUGAAGAUGGAGAACCGUGUGCCAAGAUUGGAAAAUACGAACUAGGUGAACAGGCUACAGAAGUAGUGGACGUUACGGUGAGCAGCAAUACAGCCAACUCGGAUACAACGGACUCGUCCGGUGGCAGUGGCGCUGAUGCACCAUCUUCGGAGUCAUCAUCAUCGCCCUCCUCAUCGUCCUCCUCGUCGAACGACGAAAGGUUUCCUAUUGCGAUCGCCAAACCUCAGCCAUCGGUCAAUGCAGGCGAAGUGAAAGAAUCUGAAACGCCCCAAGAGACGCAACCGCAGCACACGGAGCAGCAGCAGCAACAGGAACAGCCAUUGUCGGACAUACUAGCAACAACCAUUGAUCCUACCAGCAGUAGCAGCGCUAGCAACUCCGACCAAACUGCUGUCGAAGCAGCCAUUGCCGGCAAAGAGGCAGAAGAACAACAGCAGCAAUUGGCUGUGAAAAGUGAAGAAACGCAAGCUUCUACGGCGACGGAAACUAUUGUUUCCGCUGCGGUACCAAUUUUAGCACAACCGACGACAGCGACGGAGGUGGUAGGUACUGUGAUGGAGGCAACUGCGUCCGUCGCACCUUCUGAUGUUUCGCUUGUAACUACGCCGGCACCAGUGGCCGAUCAGACGGCGGGUGAAGACGAGAUGGAGCUUGCCGUAUCAUCGACUGCCGCUACCGCUGCCUCCCUUCCUAAUACUGAUAAUGUGAUGGAGGAGGAUGUGGUACCGGUAGCUGAGCUGGACGAUGGCACAAAGACGGAGGACAAUGUGAUGGACAUCGACGAGUCGAGUGUCGAACCAAUGGAUCAGUAACGUGUGCGACGACAUUCCGCGGCGCUCCCUUCUCCUUUCACCAUCCAUCAUCAAACUUACUCCAUUCGAGAGCGCCUUGCAAUGACGCUACGUCUGCUGCUGCUACUAUCCGUAUUAUCGGCUAAUAUUAUAAUGAAGAUAUUUUUUUUUCGAAAUGACAAAUAAAUUGCUCGAUAGAUAGUGUGGCAUUACCUGA
Molecule: messenger RNA, 2361 nt
Organism: Anopheles darlingi
Lineage: Eukaryota; Metazoa; Arthropoda; Insecta; Diptera; Culicidae
Gene: PPP4R2r
Product: serine/threonine-protein phosphatase 4 regulatory subunit 2
Exons: 3
Coding region: 144-2165 (673 amino acids)
Biological process (GO): protein dephosphorylation
Cellular component (GO): cytoplasm; protein phosphatase 4 complex; nucleus
Molecular function (GO): protein phosphatase regulator activity
Source: RefSeq, a predicted model, not a curated record